Oncorhynchus kisutch (coho salmon) is the source of this 1073-nucleotide messenger RNA. RefSeq names its product transcription factor HES-5-like. The record is from RefSeq and is a predicted model, not a curated record. Bases 43 to 507 code for a protein of 154 amino acids. The transcript is spliced from 2 exons. Gene Ontology annotation, molecular function: protein dimerization activity. Lineage: Eukaryota; Metazoa; Chordata; Actinopteri; Salmoniformes; Salmonidae.
AACUUCCUCAGAGAAGCACACACACUCUCUCUCUUUACCAGAAUGGCUCCCACCUACACAAGUGACUCUGCCAACACCAUGCUCUCUGCUGAAGACAAGCAUAAACUAAGGAAACCAGUUGGGGAGAAGAUGUGUAGAGACCGCAUCAACACCUGCAUAGAGCAGCUCAAGACCCUGCUGGAGAGGGAGUUCCACAAACAGGACCCCAACACCAAGCUGGAGAAGGCUGACAUCCUGGAGAUGACGGUCGGGUUCCUGACGCAGAAGCUGCAGCCUCAGAGCCCAGUCCCCCAGAGGGCCCACAGUGAGGGCUACUCCAAGUGCUGGAGGGAGACCCUGCACUUCCUGUCUUCCAGCUCCAUGAAGGACAUGAUGCUUCAGAACCUCCAGAGAGCUGGCCAGGACGUCUGCCCCUCCUCGCCACUCUCCUCCCAACAUCAACACCACAGCCAGGGCCCAGUGAAGCAGGCCACCAGUGGUCACAAAACAGUGUGGAGACCCUGGUAGAACCACUACUUGGAGACUCUUUAUCUCACAAACUGGAUGGGUGUUUACCACCUUUCUUGCUGUAGGAAAUACAUUUCCAAACGUUAUAUUGAAAUGAUAUUAUUUUCUUGUUGUAUAUGAAAUGAUUUCUACUGAUGUGAUUAUUAUUCUCUCUCAGAGAAGAAGCUGAAAAACAUGUAUCACAUGUAUAACUUUAUAAUGAAGAAUAUGUUUAAUAUUUUAUGUGUAUGUUUACACGUGUAUGCAUUUUGUGCUCACUUGAUGCACCAAUGUGUCCUUUAGUCCUUUCAUUUUCUUUGAAGAGGAUUGUUAAGGUUAUAUAUUUACAUUUAUGGUUGCUUAGCCAACUGAAAUCUUGCGUUAACCAUAUUGUAUGUACUGACCUAUUGAAGGGUAUUUACAAAUGCUUUGAUAUGCCUUUUGUAAAGGCUUUUUGGGACAUUGUGGUUCCACCAUAGGCAAUGUUGUGCUGUGAAAUGUAUUGUUGACACUGUGUGUCUUUUAUUCUCACUUGAUAAAGUGAACAUGCAUCCAAAAAGUAUUCCAAUUAAUGUUUUGGAAAGUAA